Messenger RNA from Mugil cephalus (flathead mullet), 1644 nucleotides. RefSeq lists its product as uncharacterized. Lineage: Eukaryota; Metazoa; Chordata; Actinopteri; Mugiliformes; Mugilidae. The coding region runs from base 150 to 1544 and encodes 464 amino acids. The transcript is spliced from 8 exons. The record is from RefSeq and is a predicted model, not a curated record.
UCAAUGAUCUAAAAGAAAAUGAUAUAAACUAUUACUGCUGCACAGAAACUAACAAACUAGACAACUGCAGCCAAAACACAGUUUACCUCUAUGUUACAGACCUGCAGGUAAAGGUGAUUCCUGCCACAGAGGGACAGACAGUGACACUGAUGUGUAGCACCAGUUGUCCUCGGACUGAAAACCUUGCAGCCUACAUCUGGUACAAGAACAGAGAGUUUCUCUAUGAGGACUGGUCUCCCUGGUACCAAGAGCUGGUCAGCAGUGAGGAAGCAGUCACAUACUCCUGUGCUGUCAAAGGCUACGAGGAUCUCAGAGCCCCUGAAGUCUCAGUGGAUUCAGUCACUCCGACCUGCUUCAGUGUGACCUACGCUAAAGGGAGAAUGUGUUCUUAUCAGCAGACGUCAGUAGAUGAGUCCUGCUCCAUCACAUAUCCCAGAGAAAUCCACGUCCAAAGGAUUCCUCCAGACGUAGCAGAUCAUAUCAGACUGACCUGUAACACCAGCUGCCUUCAUACUGACACUCUGACUUCAUUUAUGUGGUUUAAGAACAGAAAAGUAGACAGAGACAAGGAGAAACAACAGAUUUCAGUUCUCAGAAUUGCAACAGAAAGUUUGUCUUGUGCUGUAAAAGGUCUUGAGGAUCUGCGCUCUGCUGACGUCUGUGUAGAGGAGAAGAAAUGUUUGAGAGUGAAUUAUAUCAGCAGAAGUAUCUGUGCUCUGAAAGGAUCCUCUGUGAACAUUUCCAGUGAAUACUCUCAUCCUGACAACCAGCAGUCAGAGUCUAAACUUUGGUAUAAAGUAAAGAGAAAUACUGAAGAGGCAGAUCAACAGCUGACUGGAGAGACACGUAAUGUGAAGUUUCAUGACAACAUGAAGAACCAACACAUCCUCACCUUAAACAACCUGAAGAAGAAUCACUCAGCAGAAUACAUCUUCACAAUCAAAACAAACUAUGAACAAGUGUCUGGUUCUCCUGGAGUUUCUCUGGUUGUCACAGAUCUGAAAGUGAAGAUAAGUCCCUCUCCAGUGGUGACAGAGGGUCAGAGAGUCUCACUGACCUGCAGGACCAGCUGUCCUCUACCUGCUAACACAAACUACAUUUGGUACUUCAACAAUCGACCUCUGAACCUGAUACACGACCAAAGCAAACACCUGCUUCUAGACCCAGUCAGCAGUCAGGAUGCAGGAAACUACUCCUGUGCUGUCACAACCAACAGAGACAUCAACUCAGCUCUAAAGACUCUCACUGUCCAAACUAAACAAACAUCUAAACUGAACCCAGCAGCAGCUGCAGGAGUUUGUGCAGCUCUCCUUGUUUUACUUGCUCUCACCGUCUUCUUGUGGAUCAGAAGGACGAGGCGAUCCAGUCAGUCUCCAAGAACUGAAACACCAGACAACACACAGCAGCUCAACACUGAUCACAUGUAUGAGAACGUCUCAGCUCAGUCAGCAAAGCAGGAUGAUGAUCAGUACGACAGACUCCACUUCCCUGAGAACCACACAGCUGACCUCUACUCCACCAUCGAGAUACGCCCUUCACACUGAAACCACUUUGUUGUCAUUCUACUUUGUGACAAAGUUCACUUAUUGAAAUAACGUUGUAUCAUAGCAUGUAUUGUAAAAAUGUUUUAGCUAUUUCACUUGU